Sebastes umbrosus (honeycomb rockfish) is the source of this 3209-nucleotide messenger RNA. RefSeq names its product phospholipid transfer protein. Gene Ontology annotation, biological process: high-density lipoprotein particle remodeling; phospholipid transport; ceramide transport. The coding region runs from base 143 to 1627 and encodes 494 amino acids. Lineage: Eukaryota; Metazoa; Chordata; Actinopteri; Perciformes; Sebastidae. The transcript has 15 exons. Gene Ontology annotation, molecular function: phosphatidic acid transfer activity; phosphatidylethanolamine binding; phosphatidylethanolamine transfer activity. The record is from RefSeq and is a predicted model, not a curated record.
GAGGAGUUAGUCCCUUGGGAUAAAAGUCUCCAUGGAGAGAGAGACAGUCAGUGUGAACAGAGACAGAAGAACAGAACACAUCAACUACAAGAACCUACAAGAACCAACAGAAGCUCCUCCUUCAGUCUCCUGAUCUGUUGAGAUGUUCUGGCUCAGGAUGACUUCUUGUCUGUUGUCCCUCCUCUUCCCUUUGGUGUCCUCCAUCAUGGCCUCUGCUCAACACGCCGGCUGCAAAAUCCGCAUCACUGACAAAGGAUUGGAGAUGUUGAAAUUUGAGACUCAGAAGUUUGUUGAAGAGGAGCUGAGUAACAUCAGUAUGCCAGAGAUGAAGGGCAAAGAAGGACGCUUCCAGUACACCAUUACUGAUGUGAAGAUAACUGAAUUGAAUCUGACUCACGCUGAGCUGCAGUUCAUCCCUGAUGUCGGUUUGCUGUUCGAUGUUCAAAACUCAUCAAUCUCGCUGAGUUUCCACCGACGGAUCCUCUACUGGUUCUUUUACGACACAGGAAACAUCAACGCGUCGGCGGAAGGAGUGAACAUCAACACGGUUCUUAAUCUGAUCAGAGACGAUGAAGGACGACUGAAGAUCAAUAACAUCACCUGUGAUGCCAAUAUCGACAAAAUGAAGGCAAAGUUCAGCGGCACACUCGGGAGAGUUUAUGGCUUCCUGGCCAGCUUUCUGACAUCAGGCAUGCGCUUCCUCCUCAACAAACAGAUCUGUCCUGCUCUGGAUCAUGCCGCUCUGGUUCAUGUGAACUCCCUGUUGGAGACGAUCCCUGUGAGGACAGAGGUUGAUCAGUUUAUUGGGAUCGAUUAUUCUCUGAUCGAUGAUCCGGUAGUGGAGUCAAGGAGCCUCGACAUGCACUUCAGGGGGAUGUUCUUUGACCUGUUGGAUCCAAAUGACACGUUGGCGAACUAUGCCGUCGACCCGGUCAUUAAAGAGUACGACAGGAUGGUUUACCUCGCUCUGUCCGAGUUCUUCUUCGACAGCGGGAUGUUUGCUUACUUCAAAGCUGGAAUCUUCCAGAUGAACAUCAUCAACGAGAAGAUGCCCAAAGACUUAGAGAUGUUGUUGAGAACCACCUACUUUGGAACGAUCAUGAUGAUGAACCCAGCUUUGAUGGAAGCUCCGCUCUCUCUGGAGCUCGCCGUCAACUCACCUCCAAAAACCACCAUCAAGACAUCUGGAGCGACGGUCGUCAUGACAGCCAUCGUCAAGGUGUUUCUGCUGCCUCCAGGUCAGCCUCCGAUCCAGCUUAGCAGCAUGACCAUGGAAACAAAGUUUAACGCUAAAGUUUCUAUGAAGGGAAAACGUCUGGCUGUUCAUGCUGACCUCCGCAGGUUUAAAAUCUUCUCCAAUCAAUCAGCACUGGAAUCUCUGGCAUUGAUUCCUCUGCAGGCUCCUCUAAAGACGAUGUUGCAGAUAUCUGUCGUUCCUUUAAUCAACAACUGGACAAAGAGAGGAGUUCGGAUCCCUCUGGCUGAUGGGAUGGAUUUCAUUGAGGAGGUAGUUGAAUAUCACAAUGGUUUCCUCGUGAUCGGAGCGAAUCUUCACUUCAGCAAAGGCCUGAGAGAAAUGAUCGCAGCAGGGAACAAUCAGACAGAAUCAGUCACCGAUGCCGUCUAAACAUAUGCAGUAUGUGUAGAAUACACGCACACACACGCACUCACACACAUACAAUGUGAAUAUAUAAUACUAUGUGUGAACAUAUAUAACAAUAUGUGAAUAUGUACAAACACGUCAAAGGACUGAGAGAAAUGAUCACAGGGAACAGUCAGACAAACAGCAUGUAUAAUAUAUUUGACACCGUGUGAAUAUAUGUAUAACACAGAGACAGUGAUGUAUACAAAACAUAAAGUAUAUAUUGAUGCUGUGUAAAACAUAUAUAAAUAUAUAUAUAAAGUAUAUUUAUAUAUAGGACUAUAUAUAUAAAUAUAUAUAUAUACACAGUAUAUAUACACACACACACCCAUACACACUAGGGAUGCACUGAUACCAUUAUCAGGUAUCGGGUCCAAUACCGUACUCAUGUACUUGUAAUCGUAAAACUACUCCAAUACAACCACAUCCAAUACGACUUUACGGCAACGCAACGUUAACCGACAAGAUUAGUGCCUUGCAUGCAGGGGUGCUGUGGUUGAAGUGCCUAAUAAGGCGCCCAGUUUCAGCGAUAACCAGCUGCACAAACUGCUUUGGUAAACCCAUCGCGGAAACUCCAUCAUUCACCGCCAGCUGCAGUGUAUGUGCAAAACAGGCAACUGGGUCCCCUAGUUUACCCUUCCGGGAGAGUUAGCAGCCAUGAUGUUGUGUGCAUUGUCGUGGACACGUGCAAGGUGGGCUCACGUUUAAGGUGGACCUGCUAUUCUCCAACAUGGUGACAAGCCAUGCCUCUGAGUUUUCAGCUUUUUUUAUUUUUAAUAUUUUAUUGGUUAAUUGGUUAAUUAACACCCCUACUGAAAACUGUGCUGUUUGUAUCAGGAAAAAACAGUUUAAUGUUAAACUGUUAGCAAAAGCAUCAUGUUGUAUACUUAAUUUGUUGCAGUCAGAAAGUGAGGAACAUCUGAUUAAAGUAAAACAUAUUUCAUAUCACAUAUCAUUGGUAGAACUGUAAUGGUAUUAUUAACUACUACUCAUAUUGGUAUUUGAUAUCGGCAAGCAGCCAAAUGUAAGUAUGAGUACUGAACUGAAAAAAAGUGGUAUCGGUGCAUCCCUAAUAUACAAUAUAUAUAUGUAUAUAUAUAUAUACAUAUAUAUACACACAUACUGAAUUUUAAAUACAAGCCCUCCUUGUUUACAUUCAUGUUUACUUGCUAACAGUCUUUACUACUCUGCCUGUUCUUGUGCAUUGCUGUGUUUCUUUUACAUUUAAAUACCUGUGGAUCAGUGGAUUAGUGUGAAACCAGCAAUGGUGGAAAAAGUAAAUCCUUUACUUAAGUAAAAGUACUAAUACCACACAAAACAUACUCCACUACAAGUAAAAGUCCUGCAUUCAAAACCUUAAGUAAAAGUAUGCAAGCACUGUCAGCAAAAUGUACUUAAAGUAAAAGUGAUCUUUGUUCAGUAAAAUGUUCCCUGUCAGUGUUUACUAUUAUAUGUGAUGUUUCUGAAUUAAUAUUACUGCUGCAUUAUGUGUCCGUUGCAUUAUUGCUGAUAUAACUGUGGGGAAAAUAAUUAAAGCAAAUUAAGCCUUAUCAUGCAUGAUACAUAA